UGCAGCAAUUAUUCUAGUGACUAUGACAGCUAUAAAAAUGACUAUUACAGUGACAGAAAUAGAAGAGCAGAGAAUGGAGAGCUGCAGCAUCCAAGGAAAGAUACUUACAACUCGCAUGGCUACUCAAGAUACCUUGAUAGAGAUGUGGAUGAUUGGAAUGACCAUAGCUACCCACGCAGCAUCUCCUAUUUUAACAGUCACGAAAGGAUGUCUGAGUUCGACUAUAUUUCAAGGACAGACCAAUAUAAAAAGCGGUUUAGAAGCGAAUCAAGAGGAUACUACAGUUCAAGUGACCAAGCAUAUUCCAGAUAUAAUAAGGGGAGGCAUGCGCCAGCCGAUCCAAGCAAUACCAUAGGAAUAUUUGGAUUCAGCCACUACACGACGGAAGAGGAUGUGAGAAAGCUUUUAAAGGACAAAAUACCGCAUAUUGAAGGAUAUAACUGCAAAGUGAUCAUAGAUGAGAGGACAGGGUUUUGUAGGGGAUUCUGCUUUGUUGAUUUCAAGUGUUUGGAAGAUGCAGUAAAUGCCAGGGAUAUUUUGAAUUUUGAUAGUUUUCGGGGGCUGGACCUUAAGUGUGAUUUUAGCUACAAGCAGAGAGCAGUAGUUCAAUGA
Molecule: messenger RNA, 612 nt
Organism: Vittaforma corneae ATCC 50505
Lineage: Eukaryota; Fungi; Microsporidia; Nosematidae
Exons: 1
Biological process (GO): mRNA splicing, via spliceosome
Cellular component (GO): nucleus
Molecular function (GO): RNA binding
Source: RefSeq, a predicted model, not a curated record